AUGAAGCCCGGAAUCGACCCUCCUCACGACUCGACAGACGAGGAGAGCAGUGAAUUCGAUGACAUUGAGCAUAUAGACCCACCUCAAAAUGGAGCAGUAAAACAGCUCAAAUGUGAAGUGAAAGAGUACGAGGAGCGCAUGAACCUGAAAGGGGAGUUGAUAAUGAAGGAGAUUGAGGAGAAGCAUGCAGUUGAUGAGAAGACCGAAGGCCAAGACUAUGCGAUGAAAUCCUACAAGAGGUAUGGUCGAGAUGGAAGUUUGGAAUCAUCACGUCUCGAGAUUCAAUCGCCGUACCUCAAAGAUGCACUCCGAGCCGUGGUAAAGGAGUAUCCUGGUGUCAGUUUUCGGGGGGACACCAUCAUUCUUCACGGAGUCCUACGAUGUGUCUUUCACUACCGCAAAGAACUCGAAGAAUACAGGCAGAAGAUCGGAGAUAGGUACGCGAAACUGCACGUUCAUCUCUUGCUGCGCUUCAUGGAGAAGGAACUGCGGAGCUCAAACCGGGGCUACGAAGCGAAUGUCAGCACAUCGAUUUCUAGUCCAGCCGUAGAGUACAAAGAUUUGUGGAUGGUCUUCCUUCCAGGCGAGUCCGUGGUCACCGGACAGGAUGAAACGCACCAGAUAUUAUCUUUGGUAUCAACAAAGCUGAUUGAACAAGCUUGCGGAAGCUUUUGGAGAAUUACCGGACGAUGCUUUACGCAUGAUGGGAUAAGAUUCGGCUAUGCUCACAAACACAUCAACAUCCUGCCUUAUGAUGGGACGAAGUCGAUCAGGGCCUUUCCGAUCGUACCUCUAAGGUAUUAUGAUACCGAGACGGGGAUCCAAAGACUGCGCGAGAUGCACAUUUCCCGCGGUAAAAAGUUCUGCGCCUUGAAGAAUCAUCAUCAUCGGUCAUAUACCGGGAGAGCAUUUGCUGUGAGCGACGAAUGGGACGAGCGCCAGGAUGAUGUGCCACGUCCGCCACUCCCUCCUGGGGCACCCUACAGCAAGUACAGAGUUGACAGUGUGAACAUCAACAGCCGCAUUAUGGUUGACUGUAAAACUUUCGGGGAAUCGAAAUCACCGAAUAGAGUUUACCUAAAUGAUCGCAAGCCAUUGUGGACGAAACCUGACGAGAAGGAGAUUGAUGCGAUCAGCGAUGACGACCUCAUGAUUUGCGAUUUCCAGGUCCCAGGCUUCUCCCUCUUUGAUAAGAAGUGGUGCUUUUUCGCCGUCGACUUCAUUAAAGAUGUCGAAUUCAAUGAUACUGCAUUCCAGCAAUUACUCCUCCCCAAGAAUCACAAGGAGCUUGCCCAUGCUCUAGUUAAGAACCACGGCUCAGACGACUUUGAUGAUAUGAUCAAAGGGAAAGGGAAAGGGCUCGUGUUUGUUCCCCAUGGAGCACCAGGAGUUGGCAAGACCUUCACUGCAGAAAGUAUCGCAGAUGAUGUACGAAAACCACUCUACGUUGUGAAUUCAGGCGAACUGGGAGUCACUCCGUAUGAUGUCGAGACGCAUCUGAAUUCUGAAAAGUAG
Cadophora gregata is the source of this 1515-nucleotide messenger RNA. RefSeq lists its product as uncharacterized. Lineage: Eukaryota; Fungi; Ascomycota; Leotiomycetes; Helotiales; Ploettnerulaceae. The transcript has 2 exons. The coding region runs from base 1 to 1515 and encodes 504 amino acids. The record is from RefSeq and is a predicted model, not a curated record.